UCUGCUGGUGUGUGUCCGCAUCCGCAGGAGGAGGUAACGACUAACAGUAACAUUCACAGCAGUGAUGAGUGAUGUACAGAUUUGAACUGUAAACAUCAGGGGGGGAAAUGCUUCAUUUAACAACAGUUUAUGUGAUUUUGACAUUUGUUCUUGUUUAGUCUCGUGACCAUGAAAACUCAUCUUUUUUGUCGACCUGGUCCUUGUGUCUCUCCCCCAGCGUCCCAAGAUGGACCACUUGUACAACGUCUCCUCUUAUGUGGAGGUUCAAUUCGACUUCAUGCCAGAGAACGUGGCCGUGGUCUUCCUGUUCGCCGCUCUCAGCUACAUGGUCAUACUGUUCUGUAACCUCACUCUGAUCAUCACCAUUGUGCUGAACAAAUCUCUGCACCAGCCCAUGCACCUGCUGCUGCUCAACCUGCCCAUCAACGACCUCAUUGGUUCCUCGGCCCUUUUCCCACAGAUGCUGAGAGAAAUCCUGGCCAACAGCAGGAUGAUAGAGUUCCCCGCCUGUGUCACCCAGGCUUUCUUCAUCCACAUUUACGCAGCGGGGGCCACAGUUAUUCUCACUGCUAUGGCCUAUGAUAGAUACAUAGCCAUUUGCCAUCCCCUAAAGUACAACACCGUCAUGACCCCUGCUUACAUCAUGAGAACAGUCACGGCCGUGUGGCUGUCCAGUUUGAUCCUAAUAGGCGUACUCUUCAUCCUGCUCCUGCGCUUACCUCGCUGUCGUUCGAGGAUCACACAGGUCUACUGUGACAAUCCCUCUCUGCUGUCGCUGGUCUGUGCCAGCACGGCCGUCAACAACAUCUACGGACUCCUCAUCAGUGCCGUUUCACAAACAAUCGCCAUUGGGAUGAUCCUGUACACGUAUCUUUGGAUCCUCGUCACCUGCUUCAGGUCCAAACGUUCAGACACCAAAGCCAAAGCCAUGCAGACCUGCGCCACUCACCUGAUCGUAUUCCUCAUGCUGGAGUGUCUGGGCCUUUUCACCAUCAUAUCGUACAGAAUAAGGGACAUUUCACCUCAGCUGAGGAAAUUGUUCGGUUUGUCCACGUUAAUUUUUCCACCAACUCUGAACCCAAUCAUCUAUGGACUGAAAACCAAAGAAAUCAGGGAGAAACUGCUGCAGUUUGUGAGGAGAAAAGUUCUGCCGUGUAAAUAGUUUUAGUCUGAGCCAAUGAGCAGAGAGCUUUUAUAAAUAUAUGGAUAAAUGUGUAGUAGGUGUGUGGGUAAUAGAACAACAUGUACAUGUUUACAGUUAUAUUGUGACGCUGUAAGUAUGAAAACGAUCAUUGACAUCACUUCCUGCUCAUAAAUCAACUCAGGUUGAGGCUUAUUAUCUGCACUGCAGUCAAACUUACCAACGCAGUAUAUCAACGAGUACUGUUGCCUUACUUUAACAUCACUGUAUCUGUUGUUGCAACACUGAACUUCUACUGAAGCCUGUCCACCAGAAACUGUUCACUUACUGUUUUUAACUGCAGGUGUGAAACAAUAAAACAAAAAGUUGUGAGAAUGUAAGUACCAAAUAUGGAAACAUCACUGCAAAAAGCAGAGAAACAACCUCUAAGAAAUAUGUUAGAAAUAUGUAAGUAUUGAAACACACAUGUUGUGUCCCUUUCUUUUGGAAACUGUUCAAGGUUUGAAGGAUGAAUGAAAAAUAAUAAUAAAACCAAUAAAAAACUGUUGUGAUUCCGGUUUUACAAUGAUUAAAUAAAAUAAAAAUAAAGGUCUGUAAUGAUAGUUUUAAGCAUAGUGAAAUUUAUUCAAAACGAAAUUAAGCCCACCAGAGAGCACUAAAGGCACACAGUAAACGGUCUGGUCAUUUGUUCUUCUUCCUGUCCUGUAUUUUAUUUUAUUUUAACAAGAAGAUAGAUAGAUGUUGAAUUUAAACAAAUGCUUAUA
Cynoglossus semilaevis (tongue sole) is the source of this 1905-nucleotide messenger RNA. Its product is annotated as olfactory receptor 52B2-like. The transcript has a single exon. Gene Ontology annotation, cellular component: membrane. Gene Ontology annotation, molecular function: olfactory receptor activity; G protein-coupled receptor activity; odorant binding. Gene Ontology annotation, biological process: G protein-coupled receptor signaling pathway; detection of chemical stimulus involved in sensory perception of smell. The record is from RefSeq and is a predicted model, not a curated record. NCBI's taxonomy places the organism in Eukaryota, Metazoa, Chordata, Actinopteri, Pleuronectiformes, Cynoglossidae. Bases 227 to 1162 code for a protein of 311 amino acids.